This is a messenger RNA of Schistocerca americana (American grasshopper), 1749 nucleotides long. Its product is annotated as mucin-5AC-like. NCBI's taxonomy places the organism in Eukaryota, Metazoa, Arthropoda, Insecta, Orthoptera, Acrididae. The record is from RefSeq and is a predicted model, not a curated record. The coding region runs from base 1 to 1749 and encodes 582 amino acids. The transcript is spliced from 5 exons.
AUGGUCUCGACGACGACGACGACAAUUACUACUACUACUACUACUACUACUACUACUACUACAGCACCGCAUCAACUCUACAGGACGCAAAGCCAGGAACACUCUGUGGUGGCUUCGUCACCUUCGCCUCCAGACCGGGCUGAAUCCUCCACUGGUUCAUCGCACCUUCCACUGCGCAUGGCGGGACAAGAUCCAGGGCGUCUCUUUCGCCAACAGUCACCACGAAAUCUAAGUGACAGCUUCGAUGCGGCAACUCCCUACAAGUCUCCUCGUCUGCAACGGGAGCAGAGCCCUGCAAGGAAUGACGACUCGCUACCAGUAGCGUCGCCGCAAAUGCAGAGGACCAAAAGCCAGGAGCACUUGGUGGCUGCUUCGCCGCCUUCGUCUGCAGACCCGCCUCGCUCGUCUGUGGAUUGGUCGCUGUCUCCACGGCGCAGGGCGGGACAAGAUCCAGGACGCGCCUGGCUCCAGGAGUCUCCAAAUCGAAGGGACCAGUUCGAUGCGGCAACUCCCUGUAAGUCUCCUCGUCUGCAACGGAAGCAGAGCCCUGCGAAGAGUGACGACUCAGUAACAAUAAUAUCGCCGCAAUCGCAGAGGACCAAAAGCCAGGACCACCUGCUGGCUGCUUCACCGCCUUCGUCUGCAGACCAGCCUCGCUCAUCUGUGGAUUGGUCGCUGUCAACACAGGGCAGGGCGGGACAAGAUCCAGGGCGCGCCUACCGCCUGCUAUAUCCACAUCCAGAUGCGACCAGUGAGUCUGAAGCUUGUCCAUUGUUGGAGUCCUCUGAAAUGAAACAAGAAUCGAAGUGCAAAGAUGAAGCAGAAACAAAUAAAGUUGAAGGAACAGCACCGGCUGCUCGUGACACCAGGGUUAUAAGUAUCAGUUCUGAUGACAACGAAUCUCUGGAUGGAAAAGUGGGAUCUCAUGUGAUGGGUGUGGUGACUUCUGCUGACUCGGAGAACUCUGGUGCAACGGUGGUAACCACUGAGCCUCCCAAGUCGUCGCCAGCCCAGACGAUGGAGCCGGUGAAGCCCUCUGCAGAGCUACUGUCGGGCACUCAGUGGACUACUUUAUCAGUGCCAACAGGUGGAGUUCAAUCGGCAGCACCACAGGUGCUAGACAAAGUGCCGAUUGCUGGAGCUACGUGGCAGGUACCUCAAUCAUCUGCCGUAAUAGGUGCAAACAAAUUCGUCACACAACCUGCUGAGAUGCAGCCACUUGAUCUCUCGCGGAGUGACACCAGACAGCAGCCACCAUUACAGCCACCUGGUGUUCCGCCGCGGCUCCAGCUGCCUCCACCUCCUGCUUCAUCAUAUUAUGCCAUCCGAAGGCAUAUUCCACAGUCGGGGAUUACUUCUUUACCUACUCCGAAAUUUGUGACACCCAGACCAUCACCACUUUUCCCAGAAAGUCCACUCCUAUAUCCACGAACUGUCGCAGCACCUCGCACUCCAAAGCGUAUGCGUCGACCUACCCGUCCUUCGACAGGGUCUGCGGUCGCACUACAGAUUUCUGCAGCUAACGUCGAUCGAACACCACCAUAUGGAAUGGUAACACAACCUCACGAUGUGCGUCAAAGUGUAAUAGUAAUGGUGCCGAGAACAGCUGCUGCCACCAUGAAGUGUAACAACCAGACUGAAGUGACACCAACAUCUAUUCCCACUGUUUCAGUAGAUACUCUGUCUGCGUCAUCAGCACCAGAUCCUACCGUUGCUGACCGCAACACUGACCCAGGAGCUCAGCAGUAG